Caretta caretta (loggerhead turtle) is the source of this 3030-nucleotide messenger RNA. Its product is annotated as sphingolipid delta(4)-desaturase/C4-monooxygenase DES2. Gene Ontology annotation, molecular function: sphingolipid delta-4 desaturase activity. Lineage: Eukaryota; Metazoa; Chordata; Testudines; Cheloniidae. Gene Ontology annotation, biological process: sphinganine metabolic process; ceramide biosynthetic process. The record is from RefSeq and is a predicted model, not a curated record. Gene Ontology annotation, cellular component: membrane.
CGUGUGAGCUAAUGGACUCAUUCCAGCAGCUGGAAGCAAUAGAAGGCAGUUAUCCCUUUCGGAUCAGCCGUAGCAGGCGUGCUUGGUCAGUGUAUUCCAUUACUGCUAUUUAUGAUUUCUAUUACAGUAGAAGCUAGAACCCCCAGUAAGUUUUGAUGCCCUAUUGUGUUAGGGGCUGGGCCUUUGGACUCCCCCUGAGAGCAGUGUAAAGCGGAGGAGUAUGGUCCAGCGGGGAGACGUGCAUGAUAUUCCAGCCAUUAACCUGCUGUCUGGCCUUAAGCAAAUCUCUUUGCUUUUGUUUCCUACCCUCUUUUAUAGGGUAGGAGUAACCGUCCUUAGCCCUGGUCUACACUAGGACUUUAGGUCGAAUUUAGCAGCGUUAAAUCGAUGUAAACCUGCACCCGUCCACGCAAUGAAGCCCUUUAUUUUGACUUAAAGGGCUCUUAAAAUCGAUUUCCUUACUCCACCCCUGACAAGUGGAUUAGUGCUUAAAUUGACCUUGCCGGCUCGAAUUUGGGGUACUGUGGACACAAUUCGAUGGUAUUGGUCUCCGGGAGUUAUCCCAGAGUGCUCCAUUGUGACCGCUCUGGACAGCACUCUCAACUCAGAUGCACUGGCCAGGUAGACAGGAAAAGAACCACGAACUUUUAAAUCUCAUUUCCUGUUUGGCCAGCGUGGCAAGCUGCAGGUGACCAUGCAGAGCUCAUCAGCACAGGUGACCAUGAUGGAGUCCCAGAAUCGCAAAAGAGCUCCAGCAUGGACCGAACGGGAGGUACGGGAUCUGAUCGCUGUUUGGGGAGAGGAAUCCGUGCUAUCAGAACUCCGUUCCAGUUUUUGAAAUGCCAAAACCUUUGUCAAAAUCUCCCAGGGCAUGAAGGACAGAGGCCAUAACAGGGACCCGAAGCAGUGCCGCAUGAAACUGAAGGAGCUGAGGCAAGCCUACCAGAAAACCAGAGAGGCGAACGGCCGCUCCGGGUCAGAGCCCCAACCAUGCCGCUUCUAUGAUGAGCUGCAUGCCAUUUUAGGGGGUUCAGCCACCACUACCCCAGCCGUGUUGUUUGACUCCUUCAAUGGAGAUGGAGGCAAUACGGAAGCAGGUUUUGGGGACGAAGAAGAUGAUGAGGAGGAGGAGGAGGUUGUAGAUAGCUCAGAGCAAGCAAGCAGAGAAACCGGUUUUCCUGACAGCCAGGAACUGUUUCUCACCCUGGACCUGGAGCCAGUACCCCCCGAACCCACCCAAGGCUGCCUCCUGGACCCAGCAGGCGGAGAAGGGACCUCUGCCAAGUACCCUGAGAUCAAGAAGCUGAUGGGUCCAGAUCCCCAGCUGAAGUGGGUAGUGACCCUGAUGGUGCUGACCCAGCUGGUGGCCUGCUACCUGGUGAAGGACCUGCCUUGGAAGUGGGUCUUCUUCUGGGCUUACGCCUUCGGGGGCUGCCUCAACCACUCCAUGACACUGGCCAUCCAUGACAUCUCCCACAACGUGGCCUUCGGCAACAAGGAGGCCAAGUGGAACCGCCUCUUCGGCAUGUUCGCCAACCUGCCCAUCGGGGUCCCCUACGCCACCUCCUUCAAGAAGUACCAUGUCGACCACCACCGCUACCUGGCCGGGGACGGGCUCGACGUGGACAUCCCCACGGCCUUCGAGGGACGCUUCUUCCACUCGCCGCCCCGCAAGAUCCUCUGGCUCUUUCUGCAGCCCGUCUUCUACAUCCUGCGGCCCCUCUACGUCAACCCCAAGCCCGUCACUGGCCUGGAGGUGAUCAACGUCGCCGUGCAGCUGGCUUAUGACCUCUUGAUCUACUCCUUGUGGGGGCCCAAGCCCAUCUUCUACAUGAUCGCCGGCUCCACACUGGCCAUGGGGAUCCAUCCCAUCUCCGGACAUUUCAUCGCUGAGCACUACAUGUAUCUCAAGGGCUACGACACCUUCUCCUACUACGGCCCCUUGAACUGGCUGACCUUCAACGUGGGUUAUCACAUGGAGCAUCAUGAUUUCCCCAGCAUCCCGGGCAGCAAGCUGCCACUGGUGAAGAAGAUCGCUGCUGAGUACUACGACCAUCUGCCCUACCACACCUCCUGGGUCUGCGUCCUCUGGGACUUUGUCUUCUGCGAGUCACUGGGGCCCUUCGCCCGCGUGAAGAGGAAGUACAAAGUGGCCAAGGCGGAGUGAAACAAGAGGGUUACCCAACAGAGCUCCCCGCUCUCCAGCCUCUCAGGGGACGGGGGGAGGUUUGACAUCAGGGGAGUUAUUUAUACCUGUUGCCUAAUACCAGACGUGUACACGCUUCAUUUAAGGGUCAAAUAUUGUCAAAGACUCCACUGACCGAGACAUGAGUCAUUAGGCAGCCUGAUCGGGCCAUGGGAGCACUCCUCCUGGCCGCUCGGCUGGUGUACAACUACCCCAGACCACCCACGCCCCUCCCAGCAACCAACACAGGGGGUGCGGCCAGUGGUACUGGGACAUGGCUGAGAAGGGGGUGUAGCUAGGGCAUCUCCUGGGAUCACCAGCUGCUGCUAACAGACAGUGUAGAUUAGAGCAGCCUUCAGGCUAUUCUGUGCCAGGGACUAGCUUGGCAUCCCGAUGGCUUUCCUGCCACCUUCAUUCCCCCCACACCCCAGACUUCUUAUCAAAUGGUCCCCAGCCAAUUUGGAGCAUUGGCUGGUAUGUGUACAUAGGUAUUACUAAGGGCCACCAAAGAUACCUCGAAUCUAGGCUGCAGCAUUACAGGCCUGAUUCCCCGCUCCCUCAAAGUGGUGUGAUUCUGGAGUGACCCCAUUGAAAUCAGUGGCAUUGAACAGGCAUAAAUCCAUGGGAGUCAGUGGGGCUGAUUCAUGCCUCCCUCACCCUGCUCUAGACCAGGAGCAACUGCCCUAGUACGGAUGUAAAGGAAACAAGAAUCAGGCCCCUUAUAAAAUUUGAACUGUAAUAAGUGAAUACCCAGAUCUGCAAGAAAGGACCAGGCAUACAUAAUGCAAAGAGACAGCCCUACUUAAUUAGUCAUGUUCCUUAUAUUAAAAGUAACAUGAGGAGAA